Callithrix jacchus (white-tufted-ear marmoset) is the source of this 13454-nucleotide messenger RNA. The record is from RefSeq and is a predicted model, not a curated record. Lineage: Eukaryota; Metazoa; Chordata; Mammalia; Primates; Cebidae.
GGUGAUUGUGUUGUUACAGUGUUGCUUGCUGAAGAGGACAAAGUUGCAGAUGAUGUAGUAUUUUACUUGGUAUUUUCUGGUUCCACCCUCCAUCACUGUGCAAGUACUCGGAAGGUCAGUUCUGAUACAUUGGAGACAAUUACUCCUGAAAGAUACUUUGUGGAAGAAGGAUGAUGGAUAGGAGCAUAGUUCUGGGUAUUUGAGAUCAGCGUGUGAAAACAGGAAAUACAGUGUUAAUUGUGAUGAGUGCAUUCUGCAUAUUGGAAAGAUUUAAUUCUGUGAGGCUAACAAUUCAAAAGAAAGCCUGAUUCUUUAAUAAGGCCUUACCUGUAGACAUGUGAUGUUAAAUCUUGCUGACUUGGCUCCAGCCAAGCUCUUUGGAGUGGCCUGCAGCUUGCUGCCUCCAGCCACCACUUUUGAGGUGCCUGCCAGUCUGUACACUGGGCAUCAUGGAGUCCUCGGUGUGUUUGCAUUUCCUGAAUUGGGCUCCUAGCCCCAGCAUUGCAUUAUCCUCAUGCAAACCAGGUCAUGAUUGCUGUGAGACAGUGAAGGUGCAGCUCUGUGCUUCCAAAGAGGGCCUUCCUGUGUUUGUGGUGGCUGAAGAAGACUUUCAUUUCAUCCAGGAUGAAGCAUAUGAUGCAGCUCAAUUCCUAGCAACCAGUGCUGGAAAUCAACAGGCUCUGAACUUUACCCGUUUUCUUGACCAGUCAGGACCCCCAUCUGGGGAUGUGAAUUCCCUCGAUAAGAAAGUGGUGCUGGCAUUUAGGCACCUGAAGCUGCCUGCAGAGUGGAAUGUGUUGGGGACAGAUCAGAGUUUGCAUGAUGCUGGCCCACGAGAGACGUUGAUGCAUUUUGCUGUGCGGCUGGGACUGCUGAGGUUGACAUGGUUUCUGUUGCAGAAGCCAGGUGGUCGGGGAGCUCUCAGCAUUCACAACCAGGAAGGGGCGACGCCUGUGAGCUUGGCCUUAGAGCGAGGCUAUCACAAGCUACACCAGCUUCUAACCGAGGAGAAUGCUGGAGAACCAGACUCCUGGAGCAGUUUAUCCUAUGAAAUACCAUAUGGAGACUGUUCUGUGAGGCAUCAUCGGGAGUUGGACAUCUAUACAUUAACCUCUGAGUCUGAAUCACAGUAUGAACACCCAUUUCCUGGAGACAGUUGCACUGGACACAUUUUUAAACUUAUGAACAUCCAACAGCAACUAACAAAAACAAACCUCAAGCAGAUGGACAAUCUUAAGCCCUUAAUGGUGACAGCACAGGAUUCUUCUGGUGCCCCACAGACAGAUGGCCAGUUUCUUCCCUGUGCACCAGAGCCCAUGGACAGUCAGCAACUUUCUUCUCCUGAAGAGACGGAGAGCUCUCAGUGCUGCCCAGGGAGCUCUGUUGCACAGACUGAAAGUCCCUGUGAUUUGUCAAGCAUAGUUGAGGAGGAGAAUACAGACCGUUCCUGUAGGAAGAAAAAUAAAGGCAUGGAAAGAAAAGGGGAAGAGGUGGGGCCAGCACCUAUUGUGGACUCUGGAACUGUGUCUGAUCAAGACAGCUGCCUUCAGAGCUUGCCUGAUUAUGGAGUAAAGGGCACGAAACGCCGUUUGUCUUGUGGAAACAAAAACGAAGAAACUGGAACAAAAUCUUCUGGAAUGCCCACAGACGAGGAGUCCUUGAGCAGUGGAGAUGCUGUGCUGCAAAGAGAUGUGGUCAUGGUGCCAGGCACAGCCCAGUAUUCCUCUGCAGGUGAACUGGCAAGCAUUUCAACAACAGAUGUCGGUACCCCAGAGAGUGCAGGGGAAGCGGAACAUGGGCUCAUGAACCCAGAUGCCACUGUCCAGAAGAAUGUGCUUCAAGUAGGGGAGAGUACAAAGGAUAAUAUGGGCACAGCUGGAGCCUCUGACAUGCAAGUCACAAGUAAGCCUGUGGAUAAAGUCAGUGUCCCAAACUGUGCCUCUGCCACCAGUUCCCUGGGUGGUAACAAACCUGCUGAAUCCUCACUUGCAUUUAGUAAUGAGGAAACCUCCAUUGAAAAAACAGCAGAAACGGAAACUUCACGAAGUUGUGAGGAGAGUGUUCAUGCCCCAGUAGAACAGAAUUCUGUGGUGCUUCCAGCUGCUGCAAAAGACAAGAUUUCAGAUGGGUUAGAACCUUGCACUGUCUUAGCAGGCAUAGGUGAAGCAACGUCACCCUCAGAUUUAGCCCUUCCCAGGCUGGAAGUAGAUGUAAUGCCACACCAGAACUCAGAAAUAAAUUCAUCUCAUGCUCAAAGCCAAAAGGGCAAAUCUUCACCCAUUUGUUCUACAACUGGAGAUUAUAAACUUUGCUCAAACUCCGCGUGUCAACAGAACACAGUGACUUCUAGUGGCGAGUUGGUUGCACAACUGUGUGAUAAUAUAGUUAGCCAGCCCAAAAGCACCACAGCAAGGCAACCCAACUCACAAGAUCCACCCAAGGCCACCCACUGUGAAGACCCACAGGCUAAUACAAUCACCUCUGACCCGGUAAGGGAUACCCAGGAACGUGUGGAUUUUUGUCCUUUCAAAGUGGUGGAUAACGAAGGCCAAGGAAAAGAUGUGAAAUUCGAUAAAUCUUUAGCAAAUAUGCUUGAGGUGCCUUCACAUCCACAUCCAGUUGUCCCUAAAAUGGAGAAAGAACUGGUGCCAGACCAGGCAGUAAUAUCAGACAGUACUUUCUUUCUGGCCAACAGUCCAGGCAGUGAAUCAGUAACCAGGGAUGACGCACUUUCUUUUGUCCCCUCCCAGAAAGAAAAGGGAACAGCAACUCCUGCGCUACAUGAGGCUACAGAUUGUAGAGAUGGCCCAGACGGAGAUGCGAAUGAUCCUGAUACGCAGCCACUAGAAGACAGGGCAGCAGGCCUGUCCCCAUGCUCCACUGUUGCAGAGCUUCAGCUCGUGAUGGGGAAUACCAGUCUCACCAGACUUGGUGGAGAACAUGAGGGUCCCGCCCCUUCAGCAGCUCCGGAAGUUCUGAGUAUCAAGGGGGACACAGACUCCUCCCUGCAAAAUGCGGGUAAGGCCACUUUGGCUUUAGAUUCAGUUUUGACUGAAGAAGGAAAAAUUCUGGUGGUUUCAGAAAGCUCUGGAGCUCAGGAACAAGAUAAGGAUAAAGCAGUGACCUCUUCCUCCAUUAUGGAAAAUGCUCUUUCUUCAGGAACAUUGCAGGAGGAGCAGGGAACACCAUCUCCUGAACAAGAGACUCCACGAUUUCAUGAAAAAUCUAUCUCAGCCGCCUCUGCCAAGGACGAAGCACUUCAGCUAAGCAAUUCACCGGGUGCACCCUCUGCCUAUCUUAAGGCAGAAACUGAACAUAACAAGGAAGUGGCCCCACAAGUCUCACUGCUAACUCAAGGUUGGGCUUUCCAGAGCCUGGUGCUACCAGGAACAAGUCUGGGUACAAACUCAAGGCAGGAAGCCUUGGGUGCAGAGCAGAACAGCUCCACUCUGUUGCAGUGUCUGUUGCCAGAUGGGUGUGAUUGGUCUGAGGCUCUUAAUUACAGUCAGCCUUCUCCUCUGGAUGACGAAGUGAAGAACACUAAAUGCCAGGGAAAACCUAAUAUUAGUUCCUGUGAGGUGAGUGGAAAUGUGACCAUGGAUAUUACAGGGUUUAAUGAUGUACAAGAUACAGCUGAGCCCAGAAGAAAGAGUGUGUCACACAACACCCAAGACAUCCUGAUUCCAAACGUCUCGUCGAGCCAAGAGAAGAAGGUCAUCCUGGGUUUGCCAGUAGCUUUACAAGACAAAGCUGUGACUGACCCACAGGGAUUUGGAACCCCAGAGAUGGUACCUCUUGAUUGGGUGAAAGGGAAGCUGGAGGGAGCAGACCACAGCUGUAACACGGGCGACUCUGAGGAAGCCCGAAUAGACAAUGAAGCACAUCCUGUCCUACUGCAGCCUGCUGCCAAGGAGCUCCCCACAAAAAUGGGGCUCUCAGCCCAUCAUGAUGGGACCCCAGCUGGCAAGAGGGAAGUUAUGCGAGGCCCGCCUUCAGACAGGGGAAGGAGCACUCCCUCUCUACCUUGCUUGGUCUCUGCCCAAGCUGCACCUUUGCCUAAGGGAGUGGACUUGAUAGAGGAGGCUGCCAGCCGUAUAGUGGAUGCCGUCAUCCAAGGAGUCAAGGCCGCUGGAGCACUGCUUACUGAGGAGAAGGCCUGUCACGUGUCAGCGUCCAGCGCUGAGUUGGAUCCUCUCACUGAAGGGCUAGAGAAUGCUUCUACAGAAAAAGUGAGUGCUUUCUCGCCUGGGGAGAGCCUGCCAGUGGGCAGUACUCAUGAGGAAGCCACGGGGAGCCUUGGAGGCUGUUUUGCUGGAGGGGAGGAGCCAGAGAAGAUUAUUCUACCUGUGCGAGGGCCUGAGGCAGCAACAGAAAUGCCAGACGUGAAAGCUGAAGAUGAAGUGGAUUUUCUGAGUAAUACCAGAGCAAGUUCAGUUUCUGAAGAAGUGGCUGUAUGGAGCGUACCUGCUACGCCGAAGACGAAGCAAGGCCCAGUGGCCCAGGCGAUAAACCGAGAAAGCUGGUGUACAAUAGAUCCGUGCCCUGAUGCGGCAUCUCUUUUGGCUUCCAAGCAGAGCCCAGAAUGUGAGAACUUCCUGGAUGUUGGACUGGGCAGAGAGUGUACCUCAAAACAAGGUGUACUUAAAAGAGAGUCUGAGAAUGAUUCUGCCCUCUUUCACUCAUGCAGUGAUGAAAUGGACAGCAUCAUCUUCCCAAAGCCUGAAGAAGAGCAGUUGGUCUGUGAUAUCACCGGAUCCAGUUCAUCUACCGAUGACACAGCUUCUCUGGAUCGACAUUCUUCUCAUGGCAGUGAUGCGUCUCUCUCCCACAUUUCAAAGCCAAGCAAGUCCAGAGAUCGGCAAAGCCUUGAUGGCUUCUACAGCCAUGGGAUGGGAGCUGAGGGUCGAGAAAGUGAGAGUGAGCCUGUUGGCCCAGGCGACAUGGAGGAGGAGGAGAUGGACAGUAUCACUGAAGUGCCUGCAAACUGCUCUGUUCUGAGGAGCUCCAUGCGCUCUCUUUCCCCCUUCCGGAGGCACAGCUGGGGACCUGGGAAAAAUGCAGCCAAUGAUGCUGAAAUGAACCACCGGAGUUCAAUGCGAGUUCUUGGGGAUGUUGUCAGGAGACCUCCCAUUCAUAGGAGAAGUAUGAGCUGGUGCCCCCCUGGUGUGCAGUACUCUGCUGGCCUGAGUGCUGACUUUAAUAACAGAAGUUUCAGUCUAGAAGGCUUGACAGGAGGAGCUGGUAUCGGAACCAAGCCAUCCUCAUCUCUAGAAGUAGGCUCUGUAAAUGCCAAAGAACUCAGACACCCUUUCAGUGGUGAGGAACGGGGUGACUCCUUGGUGUCACUUUCAGAAGAAGAUCUAGAGUCAGACCACAGAGAACAUAGGAUCUUUGAUCAGCAGAUAUGUCACAGAUCUAAGCAGCAGGGAUUUAAUUACUGUACAUCAGCUAUUUCCUCUCCAUUGACAAAAUCCAUCUCGUUAAUGACUAUCAGCCAUCCUGGAUUGGACAAUUCACGGCCUUUCCACAGCACCUUCCACAAUACCAGUGCUAAUGUGACUGAGAGUAUAACAGAAGAGAACUAUAAUUUCCUGCCACAGUGUCCCUCCAAGAAAGAUUUUGAAGGGAAGAGUGGAACAAAAGUGAGUCGUACAUUCAGCUACAUCAAGAAUAAAAUGUCCAGCAGUAAGAAGAGCAAAGAAAAAGAAAAAGAAAAGAUUAAGGAGAAGGAGAAAGAUUCUAAAGACAAAGAGAAAGAUAAGAAGACUCUCAAUGGGCACUCUUUCAGUUCCAUUCCUGUUGUGGGUCCCAUCAGCUGUAGCCAGUGUACGAAGCCUUUCACCAACAAAGAUGCCUACACUUGUGCAAAUUGUGGUGCAUUUGUCCACAAAGGCUGCCGAGAAAGUCUAGCCUCCUGUGCAAAGGUUAAAAUGAAGCAGCCCAGAGGGAACCUUCAGGCACAGGACACAUCAUCACUGCCCACGGUCAUUAUGAGAAACAAGCCCUCACAGCCGAAGGAGCGUCCUCGGUCCGCAGUCCUCCUGGUGGAUGAAACCACUACCACCCAGAUAUUUGCUAAUAGACGGUCCCAGCAGAGUGUCUCGCUCUCCAAAAGUGUCUCCAUACAGAACAUUACUGGAGUUGGCAAUGAUGAGAACAUGUCAAACACCUGGAAAUUCCUGUCUCAUUCAACAGACUCACUAAAUAAAAUCAGCAAGGUCAAUGAAUCAACGGAAUCACUUACUGAUGAGGGAGUAGGUACAGACAUGAAUGAAGGACAACUACUUGGGGACUUUGAGAUGGACUCCAAACAGCUGGAAGCAGAGUCUUGGAGUCGGAUAAUAGACAGCAAGUUUCUAAAACAGCAAAAGAAAGAUGUGGUCAAACGGCAAGAAGUGAUUUAUGAGUUGAUGCAGACAGAGUUACAUCACGUUCGCACUCUCAAGAUCAUGAGUGAUGUGUACAGCCGGGGGAUGAUGACGGAUCUGCUUUUUGAGCAGCAGAUGGUAGAAAAGCUGUUCCCCUGUUUGGAUGAGCUGAUCGGUAUCCAUAGUCAAUUCUUUCAGAGGAUUCUGGAGCGGAAGAAGGAAUCUCUGGUGGAUGAAAGUGAAAAGAACUUUCUCAUCAAGAGGAUAGGGGAUGUGCUUGUAAAUCAGUUUUCAAGUGAGAAUGCAGAACGUUUAAAGAAGACAUACGGCAAAUUUUGUGGGCAACAUAACCAGUCUGUAAACUACUUCAAAGACCUUUAUACCAAGGAUAAGCGUUUUCAAGCCUUUGUAAAGAAGAAGAUGAGCAGUUCAGUUGUAAGGAGGCUUGGAAUUCCAGAGUGCAUAUUGCUUGUAACUCAGCGGAUUACCAAGUACCCAGUUUUAUUCCAAAGAAUAUUGCAGUGUACCAAAGAUGAUGAAGUGGAGCAAGAAGAUCUAGCACAGUCCUUGAGCCUGGUGAAGGAGGUGAUUGGAGCUGUAGACAGCAAAGUGGCAAGUUAUGAAAAGAAAGUGCGUCUCAACGAGAUUUAUACAAAGACAGAUAGCAAGUCGAUCAUGAGGAUGAAGAGUGGACAGAUGUUUGCCAAGGAAGAUUUGAAACGGAAGAAACUCAUACGUGAUGGGAGUGUGUUUCUGAAGAGCGCAGCAGGAAGGCUGAAAGAGGUUCAAGCAGUUCUUCUCACUGACAUUUUAGUUUUCCUUCAAGAAAAAGACCAGAAGUACAUCUUUGCAUCAUUGGACCAGAAGUCAACAGUGAUCUCUUUAAAGAAGCUGAUUGUGAGAGAAGUGGCACACGAGGAGAAAGGUUUAUUCCUGAUCAGCAUGGGGAUGAAAGAUCCAGAGAUGGUGGAAGUCCAUGCCAGCUCCAAAGAGGAACGAAACAGCUGGAUUCAGAUCAUUCAAGACACAAUCAACAUGCUGAACAGAGAUGAAGAUGAAGGAAUUCCUAGUGAGAAUGAAGAAGAAAAGAAAAUGUUGGACACCAAAGCCCGAGAAUUAAAAGAACAACUUCAACAGAAGGACCAACAAAUCCUACUCUUGUUGGAGGAGAAGGAGAUGAUUUUCCGGGACAUGGCUGAGUGCAGCACUCCCUUGCCAGAGGAUUGCUCCCCAAAGCAUAGCCCUAGAGUUCUCUUCCGCUCCCACACAGAAGAGGCUCUCAAAGGAGGACCUUUAAUGAAGAGUGCAAUAAAUGAAGUGGAGAUCCUUCAAGGUUUGGUGAGUGGAAGUCUAGGAGGCACACUUGGGCAGACUGUCAGCAGCCCAGUUGAGCAAGAAGGUGUGGUUGGUCCUGUUUCCCUGCCCCGGAGAGCAGAGACCUUUGGAGGAUUUGACAGCCAUCAGAUGAAUGCUUCAAAAGGAGGCGAGAAGGAAGAAGGAGAUGAUGGCCAAGAUCUUAGGAGAACGGAAUCAGAUAGUGGCCUUAAAAAGGGUGGAAAUGGUAACCUGGUGUUUAUGCUUAAAAGAAACAGUGAGCAGGUUGUCCAGAGCAUUGUUCAUCUCCACGAGCUCCUCAGCACUCUGCAGGGUGUGGUGCUGCAGCAGGACAGCUACAUUGAGGACCAGAAGCUGGUGCUGAGCGAGAGGGCUCUCACCCGAAGCUUGUCCCGCCCGAGCUCCCUCGUUGAGCAGGAGAAGCAGCGCAGCCUGGAGAAGCAACGCCAGGACCUGGCCAACCUGCAGAAGCAGCAAGCCCAGUACCUUGAGGAGAAGCGCAGGCGUGAGCGCGAGUGGGAAGCUCGUGAGAGGGAGCUUCGGGAGCGGGAAGCCCUGCUGGCCCAGCGCGAGGAGAAGGUGCAGCAGGGGCAGCAGGACCUGGAAAAGGAGCGGGAGGAGCUCCAGCAGAAGAAGGGCACAUACCAAUAUGACCUGGAGCGACUGCGUGCUGCCCAGAAACAGCUCGAGAGGGAGCAGGAGCAGCUGCACCGGGAGGCAGAGCGGCUCGGCCAGAGGCAGGCGGAACGGGACCUGUGUCAGGUUUCCCAUCCACAUACCAAGCUGAUGAGGAUCCCGUCGUUCUUCCCCAGUGCUGAGGAGCCUCCCUUGCCGUCUGCACCAUCCAUAGCCAAAUCAGGGUCAUUGGACUCAGAACUUUCAGUGUCCCCAAAAAGGAACAGCAUCUCUUGGACACACAAAGAUAAGGGGCCUUUUCACAUACUGAGCUCAACUAGUCAGACAAACAAAGGAUCAGAAGGACAGAGCCAGGCCCCUGCACCCACCUCUGCCUCUACCCGCCUGUUUGGAUUAGCUAAGCCAAAGGAAAAGAAGGAGAAAAAAAAGAAGAACAAAACCAGCCGCUCUCAGCCUGGUGAUGGUCCCACAUCAGAAGUAUCAGCAGAGGGUGAAGAGAUCUUCUGCUGACCCUCCUCUCUGCUGAGGCAGCUGCCUCCUGGUCCUGGCCAGCCCACCUCUCCUGCUGUCCCCACAUGCACAAGUCUCUUACACUGGACGCCCACUGCUCCUCAGCGUCCAGUCCUCCUGGGCGGCCCCAGGUCCUGGACAAGAAGGAACAGAUGAUCUGAGUGUCAGGGUGGGGAAGGAGGCCCAGACUCUGCUGUGGCUGUGAUUUGUGACUGCCCAGGACUCUCAGGUUGGGCUGGCCCCACUCAGGAUUACACUGAAAGUAGUGGCUCGUAAGUACAGGUGAUGGUUUUGGACACGUCAGGAAUUUCUAAAGACUGAAAGAGCAUUUCCAAGUAAGGUCUGGAACUCUGCCUGCCGUUAAUUUGGGGGAACACAAAACCAAAGAGCAGAUGUCCCAGACUUGACCUGUGUACACACCCGGGGACCUGUCUGCAUACACAUGUGGGGAAUGCCACAAGAGGGCCCGGUCUGCACCAGCCAUCUGUUCAGCUUAGCUCAGCACAAGGGCAGUGCCUGGACUGACCCAGAGCCCCUGCACAUCAGUACUUCACCCAGUAAUCCUAUGAGGUUGGUUUCCCUCUAAGCCUACUCCGUGCAUAUAUCACCCCUGUUUUGCAUGUAUUUCUCAUUUCUGGGAUGACAGACAUUUGUGAAACAGUGAGAGGGGGUUUGAUGUAUAUAAAAUCACGUGGUCUGCACCACCUUGAUCUCGGUGUUUCGGGCACUAAAGCAACAAAAAAAAACCCAUAGUAUCUCAUUUCGUCAUCAAAUCCCAAAAAAAUAGGCUGGUUUUCCAGGAUGUUGACCCACAUGAUUUGGCCACAGAUUAAAGUGAAGAGGCCUAGUCACCAUUAUCCCUGCAGCAUGACAUUUUGGUUGUCACUGACCUACCACUCAGAAGAGGCCGCGGCCUCCUGGCUGUGAGCCCCACCCCCCCAUCUCGGUUCUCCCAGAUAGCAGCCGCCGGGCCCUUGCUGGGUGAGGGCACACCCUGUAGGCCCACCACCACCAGGGGCCAGCCUCCCACCCAGGACAGGCAGAAGCUGUGCUCUGGAGCUAGGACAGCUGGCUGAGAAGUGGGUUCAGGUGAAGGGUUAAGCCAUGUGUAGCAGGUCCUUCUAGGACAGACCUGGACAGGAGCUGAUCUGGGGGGUGUGGUUGUGAAAGUGCCCUUUUUAUGUUAGGAGGCCUUGGCAAAAUUGGAUUUCUUCAAAAAUGUUUUCAAUCUAAUGAGCUGUUGUUGAACUGUACUCUGCCCCUGAAAGAGGCCGCAGAUGCUGCCUGCUGCUUGGCUUGGCUUUUGCUUUCCCAACAUGUUUUGAUCUGUGUUCGCUUGAGGCUUUCCCCAGCUGGUAUGUGCAGGACAGUUCAUGGUGACAUUUCCCUCUGAGCCCCGGACACCAGAAGGGAGGCCGUGAAAAACUGUGCUUCAAAUGUGGCCUUCAGUUCUUGCUUUUUUGCCCCUCAGAAGCAUGGGGCUUUGAGCACACUUAGAAAAAUCUGUAACUUGGUGCUUAUUGAUUAAUUGCAAGCUGGCCUUGCAGAUGGAGAUAUUUAUCUUUCUGUUUAUUUGAAAGAGGUCUGGUUUGGAAUUUUUAGUCUAAAUUUGUUUUAUUUAUUGUAUGUGUGUGUUUGUGUUUUUCUUUUCUAAGGGUGAACCAGGACUAGCCCAAGAGUCUAAACUUACCUGAUCAAUGCCCAGUGAAGUUAACAGCCAGCGCCUAACUCUGUGUCUUUCCAAGUGCCUUGAAGGCCCAGAUGAAAUUUUAAGGGGAGGGGUCCAUGUCCUUCCCUCCUCCACCCCAUCUUGUUCUUUAACCAAAGGAUGUCUUCUCCCUUGUUUGAGAAUGAAGAAAUUUGCUACCUCUGAGCUACCUUUGCCUUUUUUUUUUUUUUUUUUUGGUCAUGGAGAAUUCCUACCCUUUAAAAACGUACUUCAAGGCCAAAACCUGCUGAUUUUUCUGUUGAAAACAUGUCCCCUUGUAAAGACCCUAAACAGAAAGUUAAGUUGCUUUCUUUCACCAAUCCAUGCAACUCCAAGUUACAGCUGAAACUGUUGUGACUUUCCUCAGAUCUACCACGGGGCUUGGCUGUCUGUUCUGGUCACUGGCUCUGAGUUCCCCUCCUGGGGUUCGCAGGAGGGCGAUACUGAACCCGCAUUCAUUUCGUUGUAGAUGUAGGCUGGGUGCCCCUGUCCUCCGGGUUUGGAACAUUAAGGGGUUGGUGCUGAUUGGAUUUACUCGCAUACCUGCUCUUCACAAAAACACCGUGAAUACUCACUGAAGUUAGAGCGUGUGGCCACAGAGCUUGACUUCUGUGUUAGAGUGUCUUUUACCCGCCAGCUGCGAUGUUUCCCCUGCCUUGGUUGUUUUAGCAGUUUUUAAAAAUGGAGAUUUCACCUCUGUCCAGACCCCACUAACUUAAAUCGAUUUGCUCAGGUUCUGGUUGGACAGGUUUAAAAUCAGAAGGGUAGGUAGUGCCCGGAAUUCCCCUGAGCCACCCGCCUUCAUCCAGGAAUAGUCUGCGGUGCAGAAAGAGAUCCACUUACCAAGAACUGUGCUCACAUACCUUUGUCAUCUGCUUCUUCCUUGGAAGUUGUCCUCAAGGGGAUUUCUUCGUGUGCUCGGGAUUUAACUGGGAUGGUGGCUGCCUGUGCUUUUGCUCAUGACCUUGACAGUGCUGUAGUUGCUGGAUCUAAUGGCCUGUCUUGGUUUCUCUCACAUGAGAAGGGGUUGUUUUCUGGGGUGACUCAGACUGAAUUCCCCAUACUGUUCCCACACCAGGAUGCCAUAUUCUCCAAGCUAAACAAAUCAGAUGCCUGAACUUGUGCUUAUUUUUGGGGGAAAGAUGGAAUUACUAUCCAGAGUCCCCAGAUAUCCAGAAUCGAGUGAACUUCGUGGAAGGAGGCUGCAUCUUCUCUCCAUUCCAGUCAUCUCAGUCGUCAUCCCAGUUGGGUGACACGUGCACUUUAAACGCUCUCCUCGGUUGGUUUCAUUUUCCAGACGAUCAAAUGUAUUGGCUGUGUUUUCUUAGAAAAAUGCAGAGGGUUAAAAACAUGUACACUGCCACAUUCAACCUUUGCCAGUAUUUCUUCUGCCCCCGUGAGAGCUUCCGAAGGGAAGAAUCCUUACCAAGAUUUGUUUUGGAAAGGUACGAAUCUUACCUUUUUUCCCCUCAUGUCUCAGGGUAAUACUGUUGAGUCACCUCGUUGCUAAUUUUCACCGCUUUGCUAUUUGUUACCUUUCUUAGGCCUCAGUAUUUGUCGUGAACACAAAGUUUUGAGACCCUUGGCUUUGUGACUUCUUGUGGGAGGGGAGGUGUUAGUGUGUGCAAGGAUCCAACCUGAUAAGCCCUGCCUUAGUACAGGGUGGGACCACGCCCUUAGGGGCCGGAACUGGAUGCCGAAGUUGCUGUCCACAGAAGCGCUUUCAUCAUUUUUGUCUCUAGGGCUCUUUUUCCCUUCAGGUCUUUCUUCCCAAGGAUGUUGGUAUUUGCAUUGGAGUUGAGGUUUACUGUAAUGAUGGGUGGUCCGUCUGUGCCCAGAGGACAGCCAGGCCCUGGGAGGUUUAGAAAGUCCUGGUGAAUGGGCUUCCGUGGUCACAAGGAGAGUGGCUGUGAGGUGACGAUGUCCACCCUCUGCGGUUGGAUGUCCUUGGAAUGCAGGAGCCGUCAGCUAACACUGUGGAUGAAAGGGGGGCGGCAGCUGUGGAGAUCUAUGUGCCUUGCCUGUCUUCCGCAGGACCGCCUAGGUGUGCGGCCACCUCCAGGCAUGUCCCAGCCAGCCAGCGCCCUCAACCUCAGAGACGAAGAAGAGGGCAGAGAGUUUGGGCUUAGAUCUGAACUUUCAAUGUAGCAGGGCAUUCCUAGUUCACCAGAGCCUUAGAGUCCACUGCCUGCUGGCCAGGCUUUACAAUGAAAAGUAUUUUAAUGCUGCCAUAAGUGGGAAAAAAUUAAAAGGAAGGUAAAAUAAAGGCAUCUUUCCAAGUACUCAUCUAAUUUGUCAAAAGAUUGACAGGCCUGGAAGUGGGCAACCUUCCACACUAGUCCCCUGCCUUCAAAGUGUGUGACCUGCCCUACUACCAGGUGGGGCCACCUGUGCUGCAGUCCCAAGGGGCUUCUGCAGGAAGCACUCACCCCACCCCUUCCGCGGCGUCAAAUUUUCUGCCUUUUCGCACCGGAGGCCGUGGGCAGUCCCUGUGCACUGGCCCUGGGGUGUGCCUGGUGAGUUUGCCUGUGGUUCAAGCUUAGCCCCUGGUCUCCUGUGCUCUGCCACCCGUGUCAGGUUCACAGGGGAGAUAAGGGGAGGAGGGUGGUUGGGACACCCCAGAUACCUCUGCUGUCACUGCUUGUUUCCAAAUGAUCUAUGGGCACUUCCGUGCUAAACCUAUUAAAUAAAAAGACGGGUUAAAACCCAGAUGCUGUAUAUUAAUUUGUAAUUAUGUAUAAAGUGAAGCAGUUUUAAACUGUAAAGGUUUUUUUCAUUGUUUUCUGGAAUUUGCCACAGCAUACUGGCUUUGUAUUUUAUUUCUAGUUAUCAGCUUCAGACUCUUGUAAAGUCCCCCUCAGCCCUUUCAGACAAAAUAAAUUCCCUGUGGAAUCUUG